Annulohypoxylon truncatum is the source of this 3120-nucleotide messenger RNA. RefSeq lists its product as uncharacterized. The transcript is spliced from 6 exons. The record is from RefSeq and is a predicted model, not a curated record. The coding region runs from base 486 to 2699 and encodes 737 amino acids. NCBI's taxonomy places the organism in Eukaryota, Fungi, Ascomycota, Sordariomycetes, Xylariales, Hypoxylaceae. Gene Ontology annotation, cellular component: mRNA cleavage and polyadenylation specificity factor complex.
GCAAGCUUUCUUUUGCCUUUCAAGGUUAGGUGAAGACUUCAGUCGCGACCAAGUUAGUGUACUCCCAAGUGAGUACCCAUUAUUCAACUUCACUCGGUAAUUCUUUGCGUAGCCAUCCUUUUCAAGAACACAUCACGUCCUCUCAAAGCUCUUUUCGUAUAACCAUUCUACCAUACCAACGAUUAAAUUCAAUCGCUGAAGUUGGCAUGGUAUGGAAGACGAUGUGGCAUACCUACCUGGCGAUCUUUUAAUUGACAUCACCAAGCAUUCACGAACUCACGACGCGACACAGCACAUCAACGACAUUGUUCACUUGAUCACCAAACAACCCCACCCAACUCGGUUUCGACUUUCCAAUCCUCAAAUACUCCAUUUUCUUUCUACAGGCACUAUCGUCGACUUUUCACGCUCUACAGCUUCAAUCUCUUGCCCUGUUGAUUUGCACCAUAUCUUGGACCCGCUUGGGUCUACCCAAGUAAAUCGCAAUGGCAACCGCCCAGUUAUCCGUCCAAGACCAGAUUCGCCAACUCGAGGGCGCGCGCAAACUCGUUCUAGGAAAUGCAGGCUACUAUACUCAAGUCAUUCAAGCUUCCCUUCCUAUCAUAGGUCCAUCCGCCCAGGUGGAAUUCCGACGAUGGGGCGCCGAGUUUCUUGCCGAAGCAUUUGCGACUCCCGCAAUUGCUCCCGGUCAGAAAGAAACAUUGUCCCUAUUAGUCCUAGAGACACUGAAGCUACUGGUGGAAGACGUUAACCAAGAUGUUACCGUAUUGAAAAGCGUUAUUCAGACAGCGGCUAGUAUAUACCCGCUAGCGCUACGAUGGAUUAUCAACAAUUCUUACGACACGCCCACGUGGGACCGAAUGACCGAUAUCAAGAACCGAAUAUUGCGAAUCUGGGACACUGCUCCACCGAGUAUUCGAAUAUGCUGUAUCAAGUUCGCUCAGCGUGUUGUACUUGCACAGACCCAGAGCGUAAACCCGGAGCCAAGGCGUGGUGACCUUCUCGACAUAUCUCUGGUCAUGAUCCCCCCCAAUCACCCUGUUCUCGACGCACCCAAACUCGAGGCCGAAGCAUCAGGGCUCCUAGACAGAAUGCUCGGGGUUUUGCAAGACAAUAGCAGUGAUGCUUUGGUUGUAGAUGCGACAUUGAAUACAUUGUCUGUCCUCGUCCGAAACAGACCCGCGACAUCGAAUAGAAUUCUCAACACCGUCCUCAACUUUAAUCCCUUGAAGCUAGCGAAUUCGCCUAUGACGCCUAAGACCAAGGUUCUUGUAAAGUCAAUGGAGAAAACGACACGAAUGCUCCUUAUGCAUCUAUCUAGACGAAAUCCCCAGAACCCGCAGAUCGGCCGUAUCCAACAAUACGUUGAGCGACUCAUGCGGUCUCGAGCUGAGAUCUUCGACGAGGGAAAUCGCAAAAGAACCAUGGCGGAGCAAGCUGAUGGGCAAGACACUAAGCGUCAACGAACAGGAACCACGUCAUCCAAUCCUCAAGUCGAAAUAACUCCAUUGAAGCCCGGGCCUCAUACCCUUGCAGAUGUCUUCACAUUUACUAAUAACGAUGGACUGAAGCGCUUUAACGUAGGUGAUAACGUUCCGGCACCACUUGCUGCCAAGAUCAGUGUCACAACUAUCGCCCGGGUAGACCAGCAACUGUUAGAUCGAGCUAUUCAGGGAGUACGAGAUCGCCUGACAGCACUCAAUGCGGCCCAACCGGAGCCAAUAAAUCCCGAGACGGCACCGCUCGACGUUGAAGAGGACGAGGAUGACUAUGAGCCAGAUUAUUACGCAGCAGAAGACACAGAACAGAUCCUGAACAAGCUCGACUCUUCGCCGGCAGAACAACCACGUGAAUUGGAAAAGCCAGCAUUAGGCGGGUUGGCAUUACCUACGUUCCGACUACCACCACCGCCGACGUUGAAUCCGGAUCAGGCCGCCAAAGUGGGGCAAGGGUCGAUCACGAGAGUGUUCAGCACCAUGAGAACUCUAGAGGACCCAGCGGUCAAGAAAACCAAAGCUGGUAUCAAUAGGCUUGCGGCCAGCUCGUACGACCGGGAUUCGUGGAUCACUGUAAUUACUCGUUUAGCAACCCGGGCAAAUGCGGGGCUUGACGUACCGGAGGAAGACGAGGACACCAAGGGCGUCUUCCCACCGCCCCAGCUCAGCGAUACCAUUCGGGAGAUGCUGUUUAACUACGUCCUGGAGGAUUUCCGUAAGCGGAUCGAAGUAGGCGUCUCCUGGUUAAGCGAGGAAUGGUAUAACGAUAAAGUACAACAACGUUCCGCAUCGUCUUCGCCUAUUCACCACAACGUAGCUGUCCACUACGAAAAGUGGGCGCUCCGUCUUUUAGACGGAUUUAUCCCUUACCUCCACGGACAAGACAAGGUGUUAACACGGUUUCUUAGCGAGUUGCCGGAACUUAGCCCAGCUGUCUUUGGACGAAUCAAAACUCUAUGUCGAGAUCCUAGUUUGGUCAGCCUAGCACUCACAUCGCUAUACUACUUGGUGGUGUUGCGCCCGCCGGUUAGGGGUCUCGCAUUAGAUGCGAUCCAGGAUAUCUGGACAGAUUAUGAGGACACAAGGCCCCUGGCGGCCAAGUUUUUACAGAAAUGGCGGCCAAGCUUCUUAGAAGCAGCGCAAGCAGCCAUGUCUGGAAAUGAAGGAUCCGUUGGAGCUAGUACGGCCGCAGUCGUCUCAUGAUACCCAUUUAACGAUGAUUGGCUCAGAAUUGCGAACUGAUUGAUGCGGAUGUUAUUUCUCAAGCUAUACCCUAUACGAUGGUGACGGCUGGCGGGCGUUAACUCCCUGGGGCCGUUGCAUUUGCCCGUAGUCGGAUUGGCAGGGCGUUGAGAGAUGGAAAUAGGCUUGAAGGGUUAAACAGUCUACAGUAAUGGGCUAGAGUAUAUGUACAAAACAUAGGGGCUACUCUGGUGAAGCCUUCACAAGGCUUAGAUACAUGGCAAUACCAGCAUGUGGAGCAUGUUUAAUGAAGUUCCUUGUAGAUGUUAGGUAUCAUACAUAGCCCGAUGACUUCGGGGUUAUAAUCAUACCUACAUACGUGCCUAUCCAAGUACUCUCCCCCUUUAAGCAACAAUAACAUGAAGUCCCUUACAGCACAGUA